Molecule: messenger RNA, 423 nt
Organism: Solanum stenotomum
Lineage: Eukaryota; Viridiplantae; Streptophyta; Magnoliopsida; Solanales; Solanaceae
Exons: 1
Coding region: 1-423 (140 amino acids)
Source: RefSeq, a predicted model, not a curated record
AUGGCUAGGGUGAAGUUGAUUCAACAGCACCUUGUGACCGCACAGAGUAGGCAAAAGGGCUAUGCAGAUAGGUGUGUUUCGUAUGUGCCUUUUUCUAUUGGUGAGCGGGUUUUGCUUAAAGCGUCACCCACUAAGGGUGUGAUGAGGUUUGGAAAGAAAGGAAAGCUCAGUCUGCGGUUCAUUAGACCUUUUGAGAUUUUAAAAAAGUACAAAGAGGUGGCCUAUAGGUUGGCCUUGCCUCCGAGCCCUUCAGUUUUCCACCGCGUGUUUCAUGUCUUUAUGCUUAAGCAAUAUCCUCAUGAUGAUUCUCAUGUGAUUCAAUGGGACUAUGUUUCUUUGGAUCAAAAAUUGGCCUUUGAGGAGGAGUUCAUUGUUAUCUUGGAUAGGAAGACUAGAAAGUUGAGAUGCAAGCAUAUUGACUAA